AACAUACUCCUAACAGUCGGGGCUUGGACUUCUAUUGCAUCGCCGCGAAUGGGGCUUGACAAGUUCUGCAGUCUGGACAGUUCCGAUCCGUUUUGGGAUUGGAACCGUACUUGGUACACUGCUAACCCAGAUUUCACCCAGUGCUUCCAGAACACUGUCCUGGUGUGGCUGCCAUGCCUUUACCUCUGGAUUUGUGCCCCAAUCUACCUCAUCUACCUCCGCAGCCACGAUCAUGGCUACAUAUGUAUGAGUCACAUCAACAAAGCUAAAACUGCAUUUGGCCUUCUACUGUGGAUCAUCUGCUGGUCAGAUGUUUUCUUUUCUUUCUGGGAAAGGGGUCAUGGCAGCAAUGUCCCUGCACCCGUCCACUUAGUCAGUCCUACCUUACUGGGCUUCACCAUGUUGCUAGCGACCCUGUUAAUCCAGUAUGAACGGAUGAAAGGCGUUCAGUCGUCUGGAGUGAUGCUGAUCUACUGGUUGCUUGCACUGCUGUGUGCCACAGUCACCUUCAGGUCCAAGAUCUUCCAGGCCCUAGACCAGCCAUCAACAGUGUGUGUGUGGAGGUACACCACCUUCUACAUCUACUAUGCUCUGCUGCUGGUUUCUGUGUUCCUGUCCUGUCUGACGGACCAGCCGCCCCUCUUUUCGGAAGCCAUCAAAGACUCGAAUCCCUGCCCUGAGCCUGGAGCUAAUUUCCUCUCCAGAAUAACCUUCUGGUGGAUCAACAGGUUGAUGGUGACGGGCUACAGGCGCCCACUGGAGGAAAAGGACCUGUGGUCUUUGAACUCUGAGGACCGCUCCAAUAGAGUGGUCCCACAUCUGGUGUGCCGCUGGAACACAGAGUGCCAAAAGGUCCAAAGGACGGAGCAGAAAACAUUGUACUCCCCCAAGAAAGCUGCGCAGAGCGACCGCAAAGAGAGCCGGGCUGUGGAAGAGUCUGAAAUUUUAAUUGUAAAAGCCCAGAAAACAAAGGAGCCCUCCCUGUUCUGGGCCCUGUGCCUAACCUUCGGGCCAUACUUCCUCAUCUCCUGCCUCUAUAAGAUCAUCCAGGACGUCCUCAUGUUCGUCGGGCCUGAGAUCCUCCGGCUGCUGAUCCUCGUCAACAACUCCAGUGCCCCCUCCUGGCACGGUUACUUCUAUACGGCUCUGCUCUUCAUAUGUACCUGUGUGCAGUCGCUCAUCCUUCAGAAGUACUUUCAUGUCUGCUUUGUCUCAGGCAUGCGCCUGCGCACUGCCAUCAUAGGAGCUGUCUACAGGAAGGCCUUGGUUAUAAGCAGCGCAGCGCGUCGCACCUCCACGGUGGGAGAGAUGGUCAACCUGAUGUCGGUGGACGCUCAGCGCUUCAUGGACCUCAUCACUUACAUCAACAUGAUAUGGUCCGCCCCUCUGCAGGUGGUACUGGCCCUCUACUUUCUCUGGCAGAACUUGGGUCCGUCCGUGCUGGCUGGAGUGGCUGUGAUGGUUCUUAUGGUUCCCAUUAAUGCUGUCAUCGCCAUGAAAACCAAAACCUACCAGGUUGCUCAGAUGAAGAGUAAAGACAAUCGCAUCAAGCUGAUGAAUGAGAUGCUGAACGGCAUCAAGGUGCUGAAGCUGUACGCCUGGGAGCUGGCCUUCAAGGACAAAGUGUCAGAGAUCCGUGAGAGUGAGCUGCGGGUCCUGAAGAAGACCGCCUACCUGGGUGCCAUCUCCACUUUCACCUGGAUCUGUGCACCCUUCCUGGUUGCCCUGUCGACCUUCACUGUGUAUGUGCUGAUUGAUGAGCACAAUGUGCUCGAUGCCCAGAAGGCCUUUGUUUCACUUGCGCUCUUCAACAUCCUGCGUUUUCCUCUCAACAUGCUGCCAAUGGUCAUCAGUAGUAUGGUGCAGGCCAGUGUGUCCUUGAAGCGGCUGAGAGUGUUUCUUUCACACGAGGAGCUGCAGGAAGACAGCGUCGAGCACAGAGCAGUAGCCGGCUCCUCACACAGUAUCUCAAUAGUGGAUGGAGUUUUCAGCUGGUCAAGAGCUGAAUCGCCUACACUCAAGAGGCUGAAUGUGUUUAUCCCAGAAGGCUCUUUGGUGGCUGUGGUGGGUCACGUGGGUUCCGGAAAGUCCUCACUGCUGUCUGCCCUGCUUGGAGAGAUGGACAAACUAGAAGGAACUGUGGCUGUCAAGGGUUCGGUGGCCUACGUUCCCCAGCAGGCCUGGAUACAGAAUGCCACACUGAGAGACAACAUCAUGUUUGGUCAGGAGAGGAGAGAGGCCUGGUAUCAGCGUGUGGUGGAGGCGUGUGCCCUUCAGCCUGACUUUGAAAUCCUUCCAGCUGGAGACGAGACAGAGAUAGGAGAGAAGGGUGUGAAUCUGUCUGGAGGUCAGAAGCAGAGGGUGAGCCUGGCCAGGGCUGUGUACUGUGACCGUGCUGUCUACCUGUUGGAUGACCCGCUGUCUGCUGUCGACGCUCACGUAGGAAAACAUAUCUUUGAACAAGUCGUUGGCCCACAGGGACUGCUGAAGGACAAGACCCGUGUGCUGGUGACCCAUGGACUGAGCUACCUGCCUCAGACCGACCUGAUCCUGGUCAUGGUGGAGGGAGAGAUCACAGAGAUGGGCUCCUACCAGCAUCUCAUGGCCACAGAGGGAGCCUUCGCUGAGUUUCAGCGGACAUACGCUGCCGUGGACCACACCGACAACGACGAAACUGUGCCAAAGAGUGGAACCAAAGCAACAGAGAACAGCAGCACUCCUGCUCUUGUUGGCAGUCCUGGUGUCAGCAGUGUGUCCAAACUUGGCCAGACGGGUGAGGAGGACAAGGUGCUGAGCAAAAAAGCCAAGCAACCCGAGGUGGGCAAGCUGACGGAGGCUGACAAGGCCAGCACUGGACGGGUCAAGCUCUCUGUGUUCGGGUCUUAUCUGAGAGCCAUUGGGGUGCUUCUGUCCUGCAUCAGUCUGCUGCUGUUUCUCGCCCACCACCUGGUCUCCCUGUUCUCCAACUACUGGCUGAGCCUGUGGACCGAUGACCCCGUGGUUAAUGGCACUCAACCCAACAGACAGAUGAGGCUCGGGGUGUACGGUGCUCUCGGUCUGUCCCAGGGUGUGGCAGUCUUUGGUUACUCCCUCUCCACGUCCAUCGGAGGCAUCCUGGCGUCCCGCUGCCUCCACCAGUCCAUGCUGUAUGACGUCCUGCGCUCACCUAUGUCCUUCUUCGAGCGGACCCCCAGCGGCAACCUGGUCAACCGCUUUGCCAAGGAAAUAGACACCAUUGACUCAGUGAUCCCCAGCAUUAUUAAAAUGUUCAUGGGCUCCAUGUUUAACGUGAUGGGUUCUUGCGUUAUCAUCUUGAUAGCCACACCCCUGGUAGCAAUCAUCAUUCCUGUUCUCGGUCUGCUCUACUUUUUUGUGCAGAGGUUUUAUGUGGCGUCUUCUCGCCAGCUGAAGCGUCUGGAGUCAGUCAGCCGCUCGCCCAUCUACACCCACUUCAACGAAACACUGCUGGGCACCUCUGUCAUCCGAGCCUUUGGUGAACAGGAGCGCUUUAUUUGUGAGAGUGACCAGCGCGUGGACCACAACCAGAAGGCUUACUACCCCAGCAUCGUAGCAAACAGGUGGCUAGCUGUUCGCCUGGAGUUUGUAGGAAACUGUAUCGUGUCAUUUGCUGCUUUGUUUGCCGUCAUAGCCAGAGAGAGCCUCAGUCCAGGCAUCAUGGGCCUGUCUAUCUCCUAUGCCCUCCAGCUGACUGCUUCUCUGACCUGGCUGGUGAGGAUGUCCUCUGAUGUGGAAACCAACAUAGUGGCUGUGGAGAGAGUGAAAGAAUACAGUGACACAGAGAAAGAGGCAGAAUGGAGACAGGAACCCUCCAGCCUGCCCACAGGUUGGCCCACUGAAGGCUGCAUAGACAUCAAAGGCCUUGGCCUGCGCUACCGCCACGAUCUGGAUCUCGCCAUUCGCAACAUCACCAUCAAAAUAAACCGAGGAGAGAAGGUGGGGAUUGUGGGGCGAACUGGAGCAGGAAAAUCUUCCCUAACGCUGGCGCUGUUCCGGAUCAUUGAGGCAUCUGAGGGCCACAUCUUCAUUGAUGGGGUGGACAUUGCUCAGCUGGGCCUCCAUGAGCUUCGUUCAAGAAUCACCAUCAUACCACAGGAUCCAGUGCUGUUUUCAGGUUCUCUGAGGAUGAACCUGGAUCCUUUCAACAGCUACUCUGAUGAGGAAGUCUGGAGGGCUCUGGAGUAUUCCCAUCUAAAGAGCUUUGUUUCCGGCCUGCCAAACAAACUCAGCCAUGAGUGUAGUGAAGGAGGAGAAAACCUCAGUGUUGGUCAGCGGCAGCUGCUGUGCUUGGCCAGAGCUCUGCUGAGGAAGACCAAGAUCCUGGUCCUAGAUGAGGCCACAGCAGCCGUGGACAUGGAGACAGACAACUUGAUCCAGUCCACCAUCCGUUCUCAGUUUGAGGACUGCACCGUCCUCACAAUAGCUCAUCGCCUUAACACUAUCUUGGACUACACCAGGAUCCUGGUGUUGGACAAGGGAGAGAUGGCAGAGUUUGACUCUCCCUCCAACCUCCUGGCACAAAAAGGAGCCUUUUACAGGAUGGCCAAGGAUGCCGGGCUGGUCUGAAGCUGGAGGUGCCUCUCCUUGUUCAGCUGCUUCUCUGAGCCCCUCCCAGCUCACCUGGCUCCACGGUGUGGAGUUCUGGAGCAAAAGAGUGAGAGGGAGAUCAAGAAAGGGGAUUGUUACCAUUUUAGAGUGUUGGACUACUUAAGCAAGGGUGUUAAUGACAACAAAGGGUUUGAUUUGAGCUGCUCCACCUCACAUUUCAGUUUUACUACCCCUAUCCCAAACAAACCUGAUUCAUCCUGUGAGCCCAGAUCAUGUCUCCCCCUGUUUCUUCCCGUCCCUUUCAUGUUCUUUUACAGCCAUUUCUGCCAUGAACCGGGGGGGGGACUUACUGAAAAUGGCUUUUAUUUAGCCAGAGCAUGAUAUCUGUGCUGGAGGAAGAAGGAGAGUUUAAGUCUCUACAGACAGAGUUCCCUGCAGUCAAUCUCAUAAACGGUCCUCUUCUGGUUGUGGUAACCAGUGCUGAGGUCAGUACAAAGAGGCUGUAUUUCCGCAAGUACAAAAUCCUAUAGUGCCAAAGACUGCCCUCAAACAUCUUUAUUUUUGAGAUGCAGUUUUGAAACAUUAGUGCUGAUUUGCGAAGUAGGUACAUAGACAGCGCAUUCAGAUGGACUUUUGAAUGUUCUUAUUGUCUGAAAAAAGAGAGUAGCAGUUAAGAUUAAGUGAGAAAUUCCUGCCUCACCAAUGCUUCGUCCAAAUUCCAUACUACAUCCAAAAUGUAUACAAUAUGUACUGUAUACUAAUCUUUUGUAGUAUGCACUUUUUUUACAGUCGGUAUUAAAGAAAUCAGUUUUAUACUAAAUGACACAAUCUGCGACCUGCACUCAGUUUAACGGACAUUUUCUUAUUCUAAGGAAAAUGGAAAAUAUCCCCAGGCUUAUCUGUAAAGCAGCUGGUUUAGAAUUAGUGAGCAGUAGGGAACUCGGACACAUCUUAUGUUUGUACCUAACAAAGUUGCUAAAAGGAUAGCGAGCAUUCCAAUUGGUUUGCUAAAUUGAAUAUAAGAUCAUCAGGAGGGAUUCUUCUGAGAGGGGAGUGUUUGAGUCUUACUUACAGAGAGUCAUCAGGAGGAAGCAGAUGUGCCAGUGGAUUGGUCAGAAACAGCAGUUACACUGAUGAUGUCACAAACCCAGGCAGUGGUGGUUUGUAACAUCUACACAUGAAUCACAACAAAACUACGAACGCACAAUCUCUGUCGGAUAGAUUCCACUUGACUGUUACUCUUUUGGUCCAGCACUGACUGUUUAUUUAUUGUGUGUUUGUGUUCUUUCAGCGACAGCUUUACAUCAAUGUGUUCAUGCAGGCUGUUGAUUGUGUUAGAGGCUCUACUCAUGUGACAAAUGCUUACUAUUACAUACUUAUUUGUAUUUUGUUAAUAGAAAACCACACUCUGAGUUUUAUUUAAGGGGAACUCUAAUGAGGUCACAAUGUGCUGAAUGUACACAAAAUGGACAUUAUACUCUUGUUACGUUCAUUUUGAUUUUAUGUACACAUUAAAUAUAUUUAAAUUGUUUACAGUUGACAUGUCACUUCUCAAACAAAUGGAUGUAUGCCAAAAAGUAAAAAACAACAACAUUGUUCUCCAAGUCUGACGUCGGCUCUCACAGCAGGUUUCCAAUUGAUUUGACAAUGUAUUUCUUUGUAUUGCUGUUAUUUGUUUUUGUGAAUUACUGUUAUGUAAUAACAGUAUGUAUGUUAUUAUACUGAAUAUAUUAACUUUCAUUUUAUUAAGGUACUGUGUAAACUGAGCUCUUGAAAUGACAUGCAAAAAGAAAUCCCACAGUUCUAGUGUGCACUGGGAACAGUUUCAUGCACAUAGAUAAUUAAUGUCCAAAGAAAUAUUCAAGUUAUUUGUCUUAAAAAAUCUGCAGAGAUUAAAUGUGUGUUUCGAAGAAAACGAAAUAUAUUAUAACUUGCUUAUAAUCAGAGGAGACUAUAUUGUUAUCAUGGAUCUUGGUAUAAAAACAUCACUGCUUUGCAUUGCUGUUAUCACAACAACAUUAUCCUGUGAAGCCAUUCAUUGCUCUCUGCUUCCAUUUUGAAUACAUGUUGCUAGACAUGCAUCAUUAUGUUGCUGGCUUGUGGCCAAGUUAACCUGCACAUACCAGAAACCAUUCAAGAUGCACAAGAACUGUGGUUUAAAGGUCUCACCGGAGAGUUUUUAGUGCACAUUGUUAAUAAUAGGAACUACAAUCUUUUUGGCCAUAUUAUUUGCAUGUAACUUCAAAAGCUCUUAUUUUCCCCAAUCCUCUCCUAGAAACUUAGUGUGAACAGAAAGUGUCAUGUGUGUGAAUGUAUGCAAGUUAUUUUUUCCCACCAGUGAUGAAACACUUCAGCUCCAGAUAGAUUCCCUGUGUCACUGAUGAUCAGACUGUUGGUUAGUGUGAGGCUACUGGAUAGGACCUCUGUUACCAAGUCAUCAUUGUGUCUCCACACUUCUAACAUCUGUACACACAUGGAAUUGUGGGACAUUUAGGGCCAGGUAAAGGCUUCUCUCUGUUGAAAAGCUGGUAGUAGUAGUUAUUUUGAUGAUGUCUUAAAGCUGUUAAGUUCUGCUUUUGGUGAUCAUGUACAAAUUGGAGGAGACAGGCUUUGGCUGUGUCACAACACAAUGUAAAGCAUUUUGAGAUUAAA
This is a messenger RNA of Anoplopoma fimbria (sablefish), 7218 nucleotides long. RefSeq names its product multidrug resistance-associated protein 1-like. Gene Ontology annotation, biological process: glutathione transmembrane transport; xenobiotic transport. The record is from RefSeq and is a predicted model, not a curated record. Lineage: Eukaryota; Metazoa; Chordata; Actinopteri; Perciformes; Anoplopomatidae. Gene Ontology annotation, molecular function: ABC-type xenobiotic transporter activity; glutathione transmembrane transporter activity; ATP hydrolysis activity. Gene Ontology annotation, cellular component: basolateral plasma membrane.